AAAAGUGUAGAGUAUUCCAUCAUAUAUUUUCAAAAUAAAGAUAUGAAAAUGGCGGGCUAAGCAUAUCGUCUCUCAGUGUUCAAAUCUCAAAGAAAAGCAAGCAGAGAGUUUUUGAGAUUGGGAUGAAGAUCAGCGUAGGGGAAAUUACUAGGAACAAAAUGGAGGAACUUAGAUUGGUUUGUGACAGGGAGAUUCCAAUUCAACAGCAGAGAAUCGAUGCUGCCACUCGUUCCUUCAAAAAAUCUCUCGAUUCAACCAAGGCACAAGCACAAGAAACUCUUCAAUUACAGUCAGCAAAACUUGGCAAGUUAAAAGUUGAGCUGAGGGAGUUGGAAGACAAAUUGGUGAAAGCACUUGCAGCGAAGACCCGAAAAGAGGCAAAGCAGAUAGCAGUAGCAGACUCAAUAUCUGCUACAAAAGAUAAAGUAGAAGAACUUAGAGGGGUUGUGGAAAACCAAAGGGCCAGAAAAGAUGAAUAUGCAGCCAUAAUAUCUCAACAAGCUGAUGAACUCAAAGCAUGUGAAGAAAAGCAUAAUCAGACUGCUGAACAGAGAGAGGAAAUAGAAGAGGCUAUUGCGUGGUAUAAUAAGGUGCUUGGAUUACGUAUUGAAUGUGGCCAUGGAGUGAAAUUCAUAUUUACCAAUAUUGAUGCCAAUAAUCAGGAUAAGGAGUACUUUUUUACCGUACGUCAUGAGAAUGAUGUGUAUACUUUGAUUGAAUGUGAUCCACAACUAAAUGACGCAAAAGAGCUGCUCAGAGAGUUAAAUACAAGCAAUGGACUGUUCAAGUUUGUCAGGACUAUGAGAGAAAAGUUUCAAGCAGCCGUAACACAUGGAACAUUUCCUGAUAUAGCAUCCCGCGAUCAAGACACUUUCAUGAUCUCUGUGUCUGCCCCAGUUUCUUCCAUGUCAACUGAUAGUAGAAGUGAGUUUUUAUCCCAGCAACAGGAGCAUCAAUCUGAUGAACAUAACAAAAAUUCCAAGAAACUUGACCGUGCCAAAGGGAGUAGGGCAGCACUCCUAUCUCCUGGAUCUGCGUCAUCUCUCCGGCGUUCUCCUCGUUUUAAGGUCAAAAGAUGAUAAUGGUUGCACAGUUUCGUUUGAAGUUGCUUAGCCAUCAAGUUCUCAAGUCGUGAUAAGCAAAAACCUGAUUUGCUUCUACGUGAAGGUUAGGAUCAGUAACCGGUCAAGUCAAAUGGCUACCUGAUCAAAUGUUUAAAGCCUUGCUGUCUUUGCAAAACGGUUCUGGUGGCUGACUUCAUUUCUUAUGUCCAAGCUCUGUUGACUUUUCUCUAUGAUCCAUCUUAUGACUUUCGAGUUAGUCAUUAUUUAUCUUUGUAGCUAUAUAUGUUUCCACUUAUUUUUUUCUCCACAAAGACAGAUCCUUUUUCUUUUUGUACAUUGUAAUGUACCAUCAAAUGUUUGUAAUGUAGAAUAGAGAUUGCUUAGAUUCUG
This is a messenger RNA of Solanum stenotomum, 1454 nucleotides long. RefSeq names its product kinetochore protein SPC25 homolog. The record is from RefSeq and is a predicted model, not a curated record. Gene Ontology annotation, biological process: chromosome segregation. The transcript is spliced from 8 exons. Gene Ontology annotation, cellular component: Ndc80 complex. NCBI's taxonomy places the organism in Eukaryota, Viridiplantae, Streptophyta, Magnoliopsida, Solanales, Solanaceae. The coding region runs from base 123 to 1079 and encodes 318 amino acids.